GAGGAUCGGUGAAGAGCAAGACUGCUGGGAUAAUUCUGAUUACCCAAAAGAUUCUCCGUACUACUCAACUCACAAUAAGAAGGUUAUUGGUAAGUUUAAGGAUGAAGCUGAAGGAGUACCAAUAAUUGAGUUUGUUGGGUUGAGGUCGAAGAUGUACUCAUAUGUGAAAGAAAAUGGUGGAGGUGGAAUGACCGCCAAAGGAGUCAAAAAGUAUGUCAUCAGAAAUAAGCUCACUCAUGAGAACUUCAAGAAUGUAAUUAAGACGAAAGGUAGGAUGAGACAUAAUAUGAACACAAUCAGGAGCAUCAAGCAUACAAUUGGAACUUACGAAAUGAGGAAGGUCACUCUGAGUUGCUUUGAUGAUAAGAGGUACAUCUUGGAGGACGGAGUUACCAGUUAUGCUUACGGACACUACCUGACAAUGAAGGAGGCAGUCGAAUGUAAAGUUGAACCUGUAAGUGAACUGAUAAGAGUCGGAAGGCUACCCGGAGAAUUCACCCAAGAGGAAGCGAAUCGGAUGAUAAUAGAAAGGUUGAAAAAUAAGUGCAGAAAAUUACGGCCCAUUCGAAGAACUCUAGCAGAUCUUAUACUAGCUAGAAAUAAUAAGGACACAUUACCACCUGAAUACGAAGGUUACACAGAAGCUCUAGUAAACGAGGCUAGGGCGUAUGGAAAGUAGCUGUUAAAGCGCUGAUUGGGAGGUUUUUAUGAAAGGGUGUGUGUACCCUCAGAGGGGGAAACAAAAGAUGUUGAAAAGGCUUUGGAAUAGAGGAAUUGAAUAAGAUUGGUGGAGUUGAAAUUUGAAGAUCUGAGAAAAGUGGACCGUUCUAAUUUAGGAAAAAAAUCUAGCGUUUCAGAAAAACCAAUAUGGUCUAGAAAAUAAAAUCAUAAGUAAAAUAUGAGAAUUUAGACAGAGAAUUGGUUUACGAUUGCGAAUCGUAAAAAAGUCGAGUGGUCUAGACACGCUAGUUCCUAUACUACUAUCCUCAGUUGAGGAGUCGUCUUAUACCCUCUUGUUUGAGGAGUUGUCUUAUAUCCUCAGAUUGAGGAUUUGUCUUAACUUUUGGCUACACACGGCUGGUGGUGCGGCGACUCAACCUGUCAGCCAGGCCAGCCGCUGUGAAAAUUAUUAUCCAUUCUCAUAUUUUCCUAGACAAUGAGAAACUAUUUUUUAGCAGAAGGGUAGUACCGUUUUGGCGCUUGCCCUCCUUUAAAAGUUAUGCUACUCUCUUUAAGCUUUCUCGUUUAGAAUGCCACCUAAAAAGUCGCAAGCGAGGAAGCGAGCCCUUCAAACGGCAGGCGAAGGCCAUCAGCGCAACGCAGCCGUCGUCAAUCAACUAGGAACUCGACGUUGGCGUCCCGUUCGACUGUAG
This is a messenger RNA of Paramuricea clavata, 1373 nucleotides long. The record is from the annotation of a GenBank genome assembly. NCBI's taxonomy places the organism in Eukaryota, Metazoa, Cnidaria, Anthozoa, Malacalcyonacea, Plexauridae.